UUUGGAAAUUUGCAGCUCGGAUUAUAAUACCGGCCCUUACUUGACUCUCCUCCCAGAGUUUAGACCAUGGAGGCUACGCAGGUUAUUAACUGGGAGGAUGACGAAGAGGAUGAGGCAGAGGAACCCAGUGAACCGUUGGGGUAUAACUUGGAGCCGCUAGGGCGACUGCGUAUCUUCAGUGGUGUCCAUGGACCAGAAAAAGAUUUCCCACUAUACCUCGGGAAGAACGUGGUGGGCCGGAUGCCUGAUUGCUCUGUGGCCCUGCCCUUUCCAUCCAUCUCCAAACAACAUGCGGUGAUUGAAAUCUUCGCCUGGGACAAGGCACCUGUUCUCCAGGAUUGUGGGAGCCUCAAUGGUACUCAAAUCCUGAGGCCCCCUAAAGUCCUGAGCCCAGGGAUGAGUCAUCGUCUGAGGAACCAGGAGUUGAUUCUCUUUGGUGACUUGCCCUGUCAGUAUUAUCGGCGGGAUGUCUCCCUGCCCUUUGUCUCCCGCGGCCCUCUAACUGUAGAGGAGACACCCAGGGUUCAGGGAGGAACUCAAUCUCGGGGGCUCCUGUUGGCUGAGGACUCCGAAGAGGAAGUAGAUUCUCUUGCUGAAAGGUGUGUGGAGAAAGAACCAAGCACCACAUCCUCCACUUUGGCAACAGUAGUCCCGGAGAGUGAUGAAGAGGGGUCUUCACCUGUUCAGGAUGACCCUGGACCACCCUUUGCCUUCAACUUGGACAGUGACACUGAUGAAGAAGCAAACCAGCCACCAGCAGCAAGGGAGGCCUCCUCAACUACAGAGACAGAACAGCCUAACGCUGAAGGAGGCACAACUGAAGGUCAAUUGGGAAAGGGACAAUAUUCAGUGAAGGACAGGGGGAAUGGCACAGAAGUUGAGGGGGGUACAGGAACUGGGGUGGUUCCAGUUGGGGUGAAAGUGGAGAGGAGCCAACCUGCAGGGGAAGACAGCGACACAGAUGUGGAAGGUGAGAGCACGUCCAACAGAGGAGCAGUGAAGGUGCAUUUAGAAGUGACCGAGCCUCGUGGCCUCAUAGACAGUGAUACAGAUGUGGAAGAAGGCGGGGUCUCCGUGAUCCCAGCUGUAGUUCCUAUGAAGAAGAGGCAGUUCUUCCGUGGAGUUAGUACAGAGAGUCCUGGGGCACGUGUGCAGGAGGACCCCGCUAGUAGUGACACAGAUGUGGAGGAGGGUGACAGCCGGGUGACGGUCCCUUUGGGGAGGAGCCGAGCUUCCGUUGUGAUCGAUAGCAAUACCGAGGACGAGGACGAGGUCUCUGCAGCACUCACUUUGGCAUGUCUGAAAGAGAGUCACGCCACUACCUGGAAACGAAAUCCAGAAGUCGAAGGGCACAGGGCCCAGCCAGGGUUCCUGAAGCAAAGCCAAACCUCCGCUGAGAGAGACAGUGAGACAGACGUGGAGGAAGAGGGGGUCUCAGGGAAAAAGAGAGAAUGUGUCCCUAAGGGUCAUACAGACAGGCCGCACUCAGGAAAGAGCCAGCCACCUCUCGGAGACAAUGAUGUGGAGAUAGAGGAAGAGAACAGCUCGCCUGCGGUCCACCUGGAGGGCAGCCGGGCCUCUGCUACGGUGGCCGUCAACAGCCAAGUGGGGGCGAAGCAUCAGGUGCAUGUGGCAUGGGCAAGUAAAGUAGAUGUGGAAGCAGAAGGGAGCCCAGCCAAGCUGCCUGUGCCGCGUCUAAAUGAGACCCGGCCUCCUCCCACUGCAGACUGUGAAGCAGAGGCAGAAGAGGGCACAUCCUUAGCGUUCUCUGUGGUGGCAGGUGUCAGAAGGCGCCAGCUGCCAGCACAGGGCAUGCCGGAACAGGCUGCAGCCUUCCUGGAGUGGGGGAGGUCGCCUGUGGCACAAGAGAAGCAAAACCUUCCUGGCUCCAAGGAAAACCUAACAGGUCUGGUGGGCACGGGCACCCCAGGGGCACCCACCCAGCCACAGAGAGAGGGAACACAGACCCACACAGGACAGGAGAGCGCACUACAUGUGCCCUGGACCAAGGACGCAGGAGUUAGCCAUGAUGAUUCUGAAGAGCUGGACUUGCAGGCCACACAGUGCUUUGUGAAGAGAGAGAGUCACAGCCUGGAAGCAGUCCAGAGCAUGGAGGAUGAACCCACCCAGGCCUUUGUGUUUAGCCAACCCCAGGAGCCCGGCCCUUCUCACGGCAGCUUCCAGACCCCAGGUGCCUUGGAUGAGCCAUGGGAGGUGUUGGCCACACAGCCGUUCUGUCCAACAGAGUCUGAGGCCUCUGAGACCCAGCCCAUUGCUGCCUACCUUGAGGCCCACGGACCUUGUGACAGUUCACCGCAGGGCCAACAUCCAAAGAGCCCAGUUCACACACAGCCAUUGGGGAUUCAAGGCCACCGGCGUUGCAAGCUGCCACCCACUGAGAAGGCUUCCAGGGGUAAUCAGGAAUCCCCAGAUGUUUGUCUGCCUCCUGCAGUGCCUGAAGCCACAGUGUCACUCCAAAGCCAAAAAUAUCCUGGGCCUCAACCCCUCUUUCCUCCUUCUCCAUCUUCCUUAGAACUGCCCACUCCCAGGAGCAGGCGAAAUGAGAGUCAGGUAGCUCCAGAGACUCCCUUGCCCUCAGAGCCGGAGCCAUACCAUCCAGAGCCCAGAGUAACGCGCCAGGGGUCUUCCAGGAGGACUCCCACUGCAGUUUCUUCUCUUGUCCUUGAACCCCACUUUAUCGCCUCCACAGACCAGCCCAUCAGGUUUGAACCCCCAGCUUGGGUCUCUCAGAUGAGGACUCGUAGAUCUUCUGUAACAACUCAUGAGCCAGUUUCCCCCACAGAACCCCAGCCCCAGCCUCCUGCUUCCAAAGACCAGCCUGCCACACCCAAACUCAAUUCUCAGACCACUCGGGGCAGGAGACAUAUGUCCUCUGUCAAGAUCCCUGAACUGGGUAUCCCCAUAGCCCCCAAACACCAGUCUUCCACCUCCACAGACCAACAUGUCACCCCUGAGCCCACACCUCAGGCCACUCGAGGCAGGACACAUAGGUCCUCCCUAAAGACCCCUGAACCAGGAAUCCCCACAGGCCCUGAGCUCCGGUCUUCCACCCCCACAGACCAGACUGUUACCCUGGAGCCCACAUCUCGGGCCACUCGGAGCAGGACACAUAGGUCCUCUGUCAAGACCCCUGAACCAAGUGUUCCCACAGCCUCUGAGCUACAAGCUUCCACCCCCACAGAUAACCAGCCUGUCACCCCUGAAUCCACAUCUCGUGCCACUCGGGGCAGGGCACACAGUUCCUCUCUGAAGACCCCUGAACCAGGUGUCCCUACAGGCCCUGAGCUCCAGUCUUCCUCCCCCACAGACCAGACCAUUACCCCAGAACCCACAUCUCAAACCAUUAGGGGCAGGGCACAUAGGUCCUCUGUCAAGACCCCUGAACCAGGUGUCUCCACAGACCCUGAGCCCCAACCUUCCACUUCCAAAGACCAACCUGUCACCCCUAACCCCCCAUCUCUGAGCACUCGGAGCAGGACACAUAGGUCCUCUGUCAAGACCCCUGAGCCAGGGGUCCCCACAGCUCCUGAGCUUCAGCCUUCCACCCCCACAGAUGACCCAGUUACCUCUGAACCCACACCUCGGGCCACUGGGAGUAGGACACAUAGGUCCUCUGUUAAGACCCCUGAGCCAUGUGUCUCCAAAGCCCCUGAUCUCCAGCCUUCUACCACCACAGACCAGACUGUUACCCCAGAGCCCACAUCUCGGGCCACUCGGAGCAGGAGACAAAGGUCCUCUCUCAAGACCCCUGAACCAGGUGUGCCCGCAGCUCCUGAGUUCCAGCCUUCCACCCCCACUGACCAGCCUGUCAUCCCAGAGCCCACAUCUCAGAGCUCUCGGAGCAGGGCACACAGGGCCUUUCUGAAGACCCCUGAGCCAGGAGUCCCCACAGGCCCUGAGCUCCAGCCUUCCACCCCCAAGGACCAGACUAUUACCCCAGAGCCCACAUCUCGGGCCACUCGGAGCAGGACACAUAGGUCCUCUGUCAAGACUCCUGAAUCAAUUGUUCCCACAGACCCUGAGCCCCAACCUUCUGCUUCCAAAGACCAGCCUGUCACCCCUGAACCCACAUCCCGGAGCACUCGGGGCAGGGCACAUAGAUCCUCUGUCAAGACCCUUGAGCCAGGUAUCUCCAAAGCCCCUCAUCUCCAGCCUUCCACCACUACAGACCAGCCUAUCACCCCUGAAUCCACAUCUCAUGCCACUCGGGGCAGAGCACAUAGGUCCUCUCUCAAGACCUCUGAACUAGGGGUCCCCACAGGUUCUGAGCUCCAGCCUUCCACCCCCACAGAUCAUCCUGUCACCCCUGAACCCACAUCUCGGGCCACUAAAGGCAAGACACAUAAAUCUGUCAAAACCCCCAAACCAGUUAGUCCCACAACCCCUGAGACUGCUCAGGGAAGAACUCAUAGGCCCUCUGUAAAGAUCCACCAACCUGCUGUACCCACAUCUUCUGAUCUUGAACCUCCUGUCACGACAGACCAGCCCAUCUCUCCCAAGGCCAAGGAUCAGAGUCAGAGCAGGGCACUAAGAUCUACAGUAAAUGCUGCUCCCAUUCCUGAAGUCCAGUCUCCUGUCCCCACAGAGCAGCCUAUUCCCCCUGAAUCCAUCCCUCAACCCAACGGCAGCAGGAAGCCAAGGACCACUAGAAAACAUGGGUCCCUCACAGUUUCCUAUGUCCCUGAACCCUGCCCUGCAACCCCUGAACCUAACUGCCAGUCCUCAAGGAACCAAAGACAGGGCGCUGUGAGAGCCUCUGAAUCCUUUAGGACUACCUCUGAGCCUGCCUCUGCCCAGCCUCCGAAGCCAUGCACACAGGCUCCCCAGAUCGAAAAGGCAGAGGGAGCAGUUAGCUCUGGGCUCACCCUAGAGAACCAUCCCGAGGCCUCUCAAAGCUGCAAGAGGCCUUUAGCUACCACAGACUCUCCCCCACCUCAAAAACGACUCCAAAGAGGGGAAGUCCCGCAGAAGACGUCUUUCUUCAAGGAAGAGAAAGAAGAUGUUGCAGAGAGGCCAGUGAAGGAUGAGCAUGUAGCGAUUCCAGGACCAGUGAAGAGAAAGAGAGACCAAACUGAGGAACCCAAGGAAGUAUCUAGCCGCAGCCUCCGACGGACCAAACCUAACCAAGAGUCCACAGCCCCCAAAGUGCUCUUCACAGGCGUGGUGGACGCGCGUGGUGAGCGGGCGGUGCUGACACUGGGGGGCAGUCUGGCCAGCUCCGUGACAGAGGCUUCCCAUCUGGUGACUGAUCGAAUCCGCCGGACAGUCAAGUUCCUGUGUGCCCUGGGGAGGGGUAUCCCCAUCCUCUCCCUGGAUUGGCUGCACCAGUCCCGCAAGGCCGGUUGCUUCUUGCCCCCGGAUGAAUAUGUAGUGACUGAUCCUGAACAGGAGAAGAACUUUGGCUUCAGUCUGCGGGAAGCCCUGCGCCGGGCUCGGGAACAAAGGCUGCUGGAGGGCUAUGAGAUCCAUGUCACCCCAGGAGUCCAGCCCCCCCCAUCUCAGAUGGGAGAGAUAAUCAGCUGCUGUGGAGGCACUGUCCUACCCAGCAUGCCCCGGUUCUACAAGCCUCGGCGAGUUGUGAUCACAUGCUCCCAGGACUUCCCUCGCUGCACCGUGCCCUGUCGCGUAGGGCUGCCGGUCGUCUCACCCGAGUUCCUGCUGACUGGAGUGCUGAGACAAGAAGCCACGCCGGGGAACUUCGUCCUCUCCGCUUCGGAAGUGUCAUCCGCCUGAAGACCUCCUCCAAGCCCGUUGCCCUCCCAGACCAGUAAAUAAAGUAUCAGAAAAUACUGGAAGAAAUAACUUAGGGCUUUAGGAAGGACUGGGGUAUACUGAUCUUACUUGCAUUGGAAUACGAAUGGGAUCAAAAGGUUUAUGGGUGAACAAAGAUAAGGAAAUUAGGAGCCACAGAUUUUGAUUAAUGGCCAUUUAACAUUAACAUGAGCCCCAGGCUCAUGUUAUAUAUGACUCUCAUCGCUGAACUCGUGCUAAAGCUUGGUGGCACACACAGGAGCCUGCCUCCCGUUUGAAAACCAUUUUUCUUCCUUGUUUCUUCUUACUCAUCUGAAACAUCAUAGGGAUGAUUUUAGUAUCGGGAACUUGAAGAGAUGUUUGGGGUGAGUAGACUUGAGGAUGGCCUUACAGAAUGCUACUAAAAUAUUUCCCUCUCUCCUGGUUCUGUCUUAUGAGAGCCUUGACUUUGAGCAAGUCUGUACUUUAAUGGCUGCCUUUUCCAAUAUUUAUAAAAUAAUUAGAGCUUAUGUUUAGCUUCUGUGAUAAAGUUUCACUCUGUGCCUUA
Messenger RNA from Condylura cristata (star-nosed mole), 6319 nucleotides. RefSeq names its product mediator of DNA-damage checkpoint 1 (gene MDC1). The coding region runs from base 67 to 5754 and encodes 1895 amino acids. NCBI's taxonomy places the organism in Eukaryota, Metazoa, Chordata, Mammalia, Eulipotyphla, Talpidae. Gene Ontology annotation, biological process: positive regulation of transcription initiation by RNA polymerase II. Gene Ontology annotation, molecular function: protein binding. The transcript is spliced from 15 exons. The record is from RefSeq and is a predicted model, not a curated record. Gene Ontology annotation, cellular component: nucleus.